AUGCAGACUGGGAUUGCAAUGGGAGCUUUGCAGAUUGCUGGAUUUUCCAUCCUUUUCUUUCUCCUCCACUCUGGAAACACGCUGGCAAAUAAAGCCAGUCAAGAUGUCGACGAGUGCGUGGAGGGCACCGACAACUGCCACAUCGACGCCAUCUGCCAGAACACCCCCAAGUCCUACAAGUGCAUCUGCAAGUCUGGCUACACCGGCGACGGGAAGCACUGCAAAGACGUCGACGAGUGCGAGCGGGAAGACAACGCGGGCUGCGUCCACGAGUGCGUCAACAUCCCUGGCAACUACCGCUGCCUCUGCCACCUUCCCUUUGCAGACCUGGAUGAGUGCUCGGAGGGCAACGGCGGCUGCCAGCAGACCUGUGUCAACAUGAUGGGGAGCUACGAGUGCUUCUGCCGGGAGGGCUUCUUCCUCAGCGACAACCAGCACACCUGCAUCCAGCGUCCCGAAGAAGGAAUGAACUGCAUGAACAAGAACCACGGCUGCGCCCACAUCUGCCGGGAGACCCCCAAGGGGGGCAUCGCCUGCGAGUGCCGCCCCGGCUUCGAGCUCACCAAGAACCAGCGCGACUGCAAACUGACCUGCAACUACGGGAACGGGGGCUGCCAGCACACCUGCGACGACACCGACCAGGGGCCCAAGUGCGGCUGCCACGUCAAAUUUUUGCUGCACUCCGACGGGGUGACGUGCAUAGGGGAGAGACACUUCCAGCAACACGUUAUCCUUGAGACGUUUUCUAAUGAGACGUGUGCUGUGAACAACGGGGGCUGCGACAGCAAGUGUCACGACGCGGCCACGGGUGUGCACUGCAGCUGCCCCAUGGGCUUCAUGCUCCAGCCCGACAGGAAGACGUGCAAAGACAUCGACGAGUGCCGGCUCAACAACGGCGGCUGCGACCACAUCUGCAGGAACACGGUGGGCAGCUUUGAGUGCAGCUGCAAGAAGGGCUACAAGCUGCUCAUCAACGAGAGGAACUGCCAAGACAUCGAUGAGUGCUCCUUCGACCGGACCUGCGACCACCUCUGCAUCAACACCCCCGGCAGCUUCCAGUGCCUCUGCAACAAGGGCUACACGCUGUACGGGCUCACCCACUGCGGAGAUGUGGACAGCCAGGGUCGCUGCCUGCGACCGGGGGUGAAUCACAGGCGCCCUUAUUUCACCUCCAAAAUCCCCGGGGAGCAGUACCCGGGUGCGUGGCGGAGUGAUGGGAAAGGCAACGAGCGCCGGCUCAUCUGUAGAGGCGGAAGAGCAUCAUGGGGGCUGGGCAGCUGCUCCGGCAUCCCCCAACUCCCAUUCCUCCUUCCCACAGAGUCCGACAGCAGCUACACGGUGAGCUGUGGGACCCCCGUCGUGCGGCAGGGUGGCCAGCAGAGACCCGCCAACAGCAGCCAGCAGUGCCUCGAGACUGUCGCUGCGCCAAUCAAGCAAAAGGCUUCCUUCAAGAUCAAGGAUGCCAAGUGCCACCUGCACCCGCGAGCCAAGGGCAAGCAGGAUGAGGCCGGGAAGGCGGGGGCGCAAGGCGGUUCGGCACCUUGCUCUGACUGCCAGGUCGCCUUCGUCAACCUCAAGUGCGACUCAUCCAAGAAGGGGAAGGGCCGCCGGGCUCGCAACUCCUCCAACAAGGAGGUGACGCGCAUCACACUGGAGUUUGAGGCGGAGAUCAAGCCAGAGGAGAUCACAGUCCAGUGCUCCCCCGGGCAUUACUACAACACGAGCGUCCAUCGCUGCAUCCGCUGCGCCGUGGGCACCUACCAGCCAGAUUUUCGGCAGAAUUACUGCAUCGCCUGUCCCGGCAACACCACCACCGACUUCGACGGCUCCACCUCCGUGUCCCAGUGCAAAAACCGGCAGUGCGGGGGAGAGCUGGGCGAGUACACGGGCUACAUCGAGUCCCCCAACUACCCGGGGAAUUACCCCGCCAACGUCGAGUGCACCUGGAACAUCAACCCACCACCUAAGCGCAAGAUCCUCAUCGUGGUGCCGGAGAUCUUCCUCCCCUCCGAGGACGAGUGCGGCGACGUCUUGGUCAUGCGGAAAAACUCCUCCCCGUCCUCCAUCACCACCUACGAGACAUGCCAGACCUACGAGAGGCCCAUCGCCUUCACUGCCCGCUCUCGGAAGCUGUGGAUCAACUUUAAAACCAGCGAAGCCAACAGUGCCCGGGGCUUCCAGAUCCCCUACGUCACCUAUGAUGAGGACUACGAGCAGCUGGUGGAGGACAUCGUGCGGGACGGCAGGCUCUACGCCUCUGAAAACCACCAGGAGAUCCUCAAGGACAAGAAGCUCAUCAAAGCUUUCUUCGACGUGCUGGCGCACCCCCAGAACUACUUCAAGUACACGGAGAAACACAAGGAGAUGCUGCCCCGCUCCUUCAUCAAACUCCUCCGCUCCAAAGUCUCCAGCUUCCUCCGGCCUUACAAAUAG
Egretta garzetta (little egret) is the source of this 2433-nucleotide messenger RNA. It is a transcript of the gene SCUBE3, whose product is annotated as signal peptide, CUB domain and EGF like domain containing 3. Gene Ontology annotation, cellular component: cell surface. The transcript has 20 exons. The record is from RefSeq and is a predicted model, not a curated record. NCBI's taxonomy places the organism in Eukaryota, Metazoa, Chordata, Aves, Pelecaniformes, Ardeidae. The coding region runs from base 1 to 2433 and encodes 810 amino acids. Gene Ontology annotation, biological process: signal transduction. Gene Ontology annotation, molecular function: calcium ion binding.